This is a messenger RNA of Priceomyces carsonii, 495 nucleotides long. RefSeq lists its product as uncharacterized. The transcript has a single exon. The record is from RefSeq and is a predicted model, not a curated record. The coding region runs from base 1 to 495 and encodes 164 amino acids. NCBI's taxonomy places the organism in Eukaryota, Fungi, Ascomycota, Pichiomycetes, Serinales, Debaryomycetaceae.
AUGUCUCUUAUAUACUCAUCUUUCCUGGCCCCCAUUCAGUUCUGCUUAGAUGAUGUAGGGCGUAUCCAAAAUACUAUCUUUACCUUCAGUGACGAAAAUAGCAUGGCCCACUUACUGAAUUCGGUAACAAACAUACCAAAAAAGGAAAUUAACUUAUCCCAGAACAGUGUGCGGCAUCUAGCGACAGAAAUUACAGUUUCCUUUUCCUGUUUCAUGAGCAAUCUAAGGGGUAGAUUUGAGUAUGAGCGCAUACAAAGCAACAAGGAUUGGUUAAUCCUUAGGUCGGAUCUGUUGCAACAAUCGGGCAUAACUAACGUCUUUUUGUUUGUUACGCCAGGGGAAGUCAGGAUUUUCUUAGAUUUUUCUCUUAACCGGGGAUACUAUAACCGAACUCAACUCGAUUGCUUGUCGGCCAGUCCAGGAUUUACCAAAGAUUGCUGUGAGCUGCUGUAUUUUACGCUUCUGCACCCUAGCUUACCCUCGAUUAUAGCAUGA